UUAAUUUAAAAUUUUAAAAAAAAAAAUUUCUAUUAUUGACCAAUGUAGAAACUUGAUCAAGUGUGACACUAUACCAUGGUUUCCUCUGAGCAUAACUAAAGAGAUGAUGUAAUGAUCAGAAAGAAAAUAACGGACAAAAGCUCCAACCGCCACCAACGGUCGGAACCAUGGCGAAAUUGCACCAACCUCCGAUCACUGAAACAAAUCCACGCUUUAAUGAUCAUCAAUGGCUUCAAUUCCAACCCCUCUGCUCUCAGAGAACUCAUUUACUCUUCUACCAUCGCAAUCUCAUCCGCCAUAGACUAUGCCCACCAAAUGUUCGCUCAUAUUACCCAACCAGACCUCUUCAUGUGGAACACCAUGAUCAGAGGCUCUGCCCAGAGCCCCAACCCAUCAAUGGCCCUUUCAAUCUAUUCCCAGAUGGAAAAACGGCACGUUCGUCCCGAUAACUAUACGUUUCCCUUCCUUCUCAAGGCCUGUACUAAGCUUUCUUGGGUUAAUUCUGGCUCUGCGAUUCAUGGCAAGGUUGUGAAAUUUGGGUUUGAACGUAAUACUUUUGCGAGAAAUACCCUUAUUUAUUUUCAUGCUAAUUGUGGGGAGAUAAGGAUUGCGAGUGAGCUCUUUCAUAGUUCAGCGAAGACCGAUGUUGUUGCUUGGUCGGCUUUGACUGCAGGCUAUGCAAGGAGGGGCAAGUUGGGUGUUGCAAGGAAGCUGUUCGAUGAAAUGCCUGUUAAAGAUUUGGUUUCUUGGAAUGUGAUGAUUACAGCGUAUGCCAAGAGAGGGCAGAUGGAGAGUGCCAGAGAACUUUUUGAUGUGGUGCCUAAGCGGGAUGUGGUAACUUGGAAUGUGAUGAUUGCUGGUUAUGUGCUUGGUGGGGCACAUCUCCCGGCAAUUGAGAUGUUUGAGGAGAUGAGACAUGUGGGAGAACGGCCAGAUGAGGUCACAAUGUUGAGCCUUUUGUCUGCUUGUGCUGAUUCUGGAGCUCUAGAUGUUGGCGAGAAGAUGCAUUGCUCCAUUUUGGAGGAGAUGUAUUCAGGGGACUUGAGCAUUGUACUUGGUAAUGCACUUAUAGACAUGUAUGCAAAGUGUGGGAGCAUUGAGAAAGCACUUGAAGUGUUCCAAGGGAUGAAGGAGAAGGAUGUGUCCACGUGGAACUCUAUUAUAGGAGGGCUAGCUUUCCAUGGCCAUUCUGAGGAAUCCAUUUGUGUUUUUAAGGAGAUGAGAACAAUGAAAAUCAGGCCGAAUGAGAUUACUUUUGUUGGAGUCUUGGUUGCUUGUAGUCAUGCUGGGAAAGUAAAGCAGGGCCGUCAAUAUUUCAAUAUCAUGAGAGAUGAAUACAAUAUUGAGCCGAACAUAAAGCAUUAUGGAUGCAUGGUGGACAUGUUGGGGCGUGCUGGGCAAUUGAAGGAAGCAUUUGAGUUUAUAGACACAAUGGAGAUCAAACCCAAUGCGAUUGUCUGGAGGACUCUACUGGGGGCUUGCAGGGUUCAUGGAAAUGUCGAGUUGGGAAGGCGUGCAAAUGAACGGUUACUCAAAAUGAGACAGGACCAGAGUGGGGAUUAUGUACUCCUAUCUAACAUAUAUGCCUCACAAGGUGCAUGGGAUGGAGUUGAAAAGGUGAGGAAAUUAAUGGAUGAUAGUGGAGUGAGGAAAGAACCUGGGUGUAGUCUAAUUGAAGCAGACAACAAAGCUCUCUUGCAUUUCUUGCUAGAUUUAAAACCUGAAUCAAAUACAAGGAAAAGCAAAAGCGCUCAUUGAGCUGCCAUUGAGUGUGUGUUCUUCUUAUGAUAUGCUUGUGUUGUAUCAAUACAAGUAAGCAUUAUACAUAUGAAAGCCAUUUGCACUUUUUCUUUUUUCUUUUUUCUUUUCUUUUUUUCAUAUAAGGAAUGGGUUCUCUUCAUGAGAUUUUUUGUUCAUGUCAUUGUCCACUAAUCAGAUUUCCUUGCACAAAUAAAUUGUAAUCUUUUCUUCA
Camellia sinensis is the source of this 1972-nucleotide messenger RNA. RefSeq names its product Pentatricopeptide repeat (PPR) superfamily protein. The record is from RefSeq and is a predicted model, not a curated record. Gene Ontology annotation, biological process: RNA modification. Lineage: Eukaryota; Viridiplantae; Streptophyta; Magnoliopsida; Ericales; Theaceae. Gene Ontology annotation, molecular function: RNA binding; protein binding.